Molecule: messenger RNA, 2207 nt
Organism: Daphnia pulicaria
Lineage: Eukaryota; Metazoa; Arthropoda; Branchiopoda; Diplostraca; Daphniidae
Product: protein Wnt-2b-B-like
Exons: 10
Coding region: 1485-2075 (196 amino acids)
Biological process (GO): cell fate commitment; multicellular organism development; neuron differentiation
Cellular component (GO): extracellular region
Molecular function (GO): frizzled binding; cytokine activity
Source: RefSeq, a predicted model, not a curated record
UUAUUAUUUCUUAUUUAUUGGUAGGCUAAAUUGCAAAAGUGAAUAAGGCGUAAUGUAAUAACACGAAGUAUUUUUUUUUUUUUUUUAAGUUUAGAUGGUAUCUCGGUCUGAGUGGCAUAAAAUUACAGACAUGCGCACAGCCGGAGUCGAUUUACCGACUCCGGCAUACAAAAGUCUCCGCAAUUCCGCUUUUCCUACUCACACGACCGCUGGAAUCCCCACGGCGCUGGCACGUCUGUUAUUCAGUCCACAAUAAGUUUAAAUUUGAUCAAUUCGUUCAAGUGUUUUGUUUGAAUGGUGUGAAAAAUAUAACUGUCGCUCGUAUUAUAUUGACAGCCGGAUUGCUGUGGUUCAAAAUGGAACGGCGGAUGACAUUAAGUGGCCAUGUUCCGUCUUUAUCUCUCAUUCCGUUGGGGACCUGUCAUAGCGGCAAGUACUACAUCGACGGCGAAUGUCUGGUUCAUCUUGAAGAGAUCAAUAUCAAGUUGGAAAACGAGGAUCCCAUUACUCGCCCACUUCGGUGCGCCCUCGCAUUCCUGGACAUUCUCAACAAGGAUCUACCUAAUCCCGAUUCUUAUUAACAGCCAGGAUCAGCCCAGCAUUUUGAAUUCAACAAUCAAAUUAUUGGCUGAGCUAACUACACCCCUAGAAUGCCUGGGAAUGGUCGGCGUAGAGACUCGGUCCAAUCAGAGCAGCACGGUAACACAACCAGUUGACAUCUACAAACUGAGCUCUACAACGCCAAGGAAUCCUUUCUGGAUGGUGGGGCCAUGCCAGCCGUUCUCAGUCACGUUCGCCACACCUUAGAAAAGCAGGAGCCGUUGUCGAGCGAUUAUAGCAUUUCGGUGAAUCAUUCCCUGUUACUCGUACGAAACAUCCUGAACGCUUCCGAACGAUCUACUCAGAUGGCGGACAUAGUCUUUGAUAUUGGCGAACGACAGGAUCAACAGCAGGACCAACUGGUGCGAAUAUUAUUGACCCAGGGACUGGAUCGUCUCCUCAUCAGCUUACUGGCCUGCGCCCACAAGGAAAGAUUUUGGAUCAAGUCUUUACCAGAACUACACUUUGUUGAAGAAAUUAAAGAUUGGGAACCGUUGGGAACACCAACACCGCGAGGAAAGGUGGUACCACUAAAGCAAACUGCUAAAACUCUGACAUUGCACCUCCAUAAUGGGCAAUUCGUAAAACGUGGUGGUACGUUUUUCUGGUUUUUCUAUGGGAAUUUCCACGGAUCGGAGUUCAAAAAUUGUGUAGUCCGCUCCGCAAUUCAAAAAGAAGUUCGUAAAGUGUUUCCUAAUGCAGACGCCGAAUUUGAUAUGAAUGUUCAAUUAUGGUUCGACAACCAACCAUCUUCAUCAGUAGUCAGAAACACCGAAGCUCAAAGAGCUGUACUACGCAGAUGUAUCAUCUGUGUCUAAUUUUUUCUUUAUCUCUUCCACAGCGUGAACGAGGCCGUUUUAGAUAAUGCUGAUAAAGAUGGCCUGAUGAACCUCCACAACAACCGAGUCGGUCGAAAGGCUCUUCACAAAUUGAUGCGGCACCAAUGCAAAUGCCACGGAGUGUCGGGUGCCUGCAACGUCCGCACUUGCUGGACGACACUUCCGGAAUUCCGCGAAGUCGGCGCUUACCUGAAGGAGAAAUACGACGCCUCGCUGGAGGUCAGCUCCGACCCGUCGGGCACGACGCUCAUCACGGCCGACCAUCUCAACGACAACCGCAAGAGUCUCAAGACCAAUCCGCCGCAAGUUCACGAUCUCGUCUACCUGGAACACUCGUCCGAUUACUGCUCCUUUGAUCCGCUCACUGGUUCGAUCGGGACGGCCGGAAGACCGUGCAAUAAAACAUCGAAAGGAAUUGACGGAUGCGAUUUGCUGUGCUGCGGGCGUGGUUACGACACGAGGCGAGUGCUGGUGUCGACGCCGUGCAAUUGCACGUUCAAGUGGUGCUGCUCGGUCGAGUGCAAGACGUGCACCCAGUGGAAGGACGAGCACUUUUGCAAGCCGCUGCAGUCGUUCGAACUCAACAAAUUCAACGCCACCAAACAGCAGCAGCAGCAGAAUCAGAAGAAGAAAUGACACAACCGACCGACAUUUUUUGAAAAUUUUGACUAGACAAAAAACAAAAGAAUAAUUUCCAGAUAUUAUUAUGUUAUUAUGAAGUAUUUCUUCCUUUUUUUUUUACCUUUGUCUCGGUGAGCGCAUUGAUGU